Cyclocybe aegerita is the source of this 894-nucleotide messenger RNA. The record is from the annotation of a GenBank genome assembly. Lineage: Eukaryota; Fungi; Basidiomycota; Agaricomycetes; Agaricales; Hemipholiotaceae.
AUGAUCUUUGCCUCUGUAUUUGCCCUCGCUCUCCUCGCGGCCCGCGUCGCAGCUGUCCCGGUACUGGAAGCUCGCCAGGGCAUAUCCACUCUUUCAGCUGCUCAGGUGGCCGCCGUCAAGCCCUACUCGUACUACGCUGCCGCUGCGUACUGCGUGCCCGCCAGAACUAGGGCUUGGGAUUGUGGCACAAACUGCCAGAAUAAUGCCGCCUUCAGGCCCAUCGACUCUGGUGGCGAUGGCGGUGUGACCCAGUACUGGUAUGUUGGCUACGAUCCAAACCUCAGGUCCAUCAUUGUCGGAUUCCAAGGGACUGAGAGCGAGAAGAUCAUCCCUGUCCUUACGAAUGCAGAUUUCAGACUGGACGGGCUUGACAGCGGACUCUUCCCAGGUGUCAGCUCCUCGGUCAGGACUCACAACGGCUUCGGUGAAGCACAGAGGAGAUCGGCAGCCGCUGUUCUCGCGGCUGUCAGGUCGGGAUUGACGACACACGGUGCAACGACUGUCACUGUCGUCGGACACUCCUUGGGUGGAGCUAUUGCUAUCAUCAGCAGUGCUCACUUGGCAAACAACUUGCCUGCUGGAACGACCAUCAAGACCUACACCUUCGGCACUCCUCGUGUCGGCAAUGAGGCCUUCGCCAACUAUGUCAAUGCCAGGUCAGAGAUGGUCCGCGUUAACAACAAGAAGGACCCGGUCCCCAUCAUCCCCGGACGAUUCCUGGGCUUCGCACACACCGAAGGUGAAGUCCACAUCAACGACGCCGGCCAAUGGAUCAGCUGCCCUGGUCAGGACAACACCAACUCGCAAUGCACGAUCGGCGCUGUUCCCAACAUCCUCGUCUCAAAUAGCGGGGACCACAGUGGACCCUACGAUGGCGUUACGCUCCGCUGCUGA